AUGGUGGCAGGAAAGUUGGUUCCACUGGCAGGCACACACAAUGCACCAACUAUCUCAGGUGUGAACCCACUGAAUCUGGAGAUACGGGAAGAUACACCAGUGCAUCGUCUGCUCACCACUAUCACUGCCACCAUGGCGACAGGAGAUAACUUGGUUGGUGGUCCAGUUAUCAUUAAUGCUGAUCCAGCUGAACAUCCAUUUGACAUAAUUCCAAAUGCAACAAAUCAAUGGGAUCUAGUGACAACAAGCAGCCCUGAGCUUGAUUUUGAACGCACUCCACGUUUCACACUUCAACUGCUCGUGAAAGACCAGAAGGGUAGUUCAGCUUCCCAAACCAUCGUAAUCAAGAUUCUUGAUGUAAAUGAGCCGCCCUUCUUUCUGGGAACUUUGGGUAACCAAGAUGCUGAAGUUUAUAUUGCAGAAAAUACUCCGGUUGGCACAGUAAUAUACAAAGUUUCAGCGAAAGAUCCAGACAAAAAUGAUGUCCUAGAGUAUUCAUUAUCAGGCACCACAGACUUCCAGAUCGGUGCUACAGGUUCAAUAUCUGUUGGGAAGACUCUUGAUUAUGAAAGUGCAUCAAAGAGCUAUUCCUUGGCAGCGAAGGUAAAUGAUGCAAGUGGUCUCUUUGUUACUGGAACCGUGAAUGUAUUCAUCACCGAUGUCAAUGAUAACAGUCCAGUAUUAUCUUGCACUUUCAAAAGUAUAACUAAUGGCAAGGAAACAGAAUCGAAAGAAGAUUCUAAUUCGGGGAAGACAGCAAUUCUAGAGUUAGAUGAAGAGCUGGCAGUUGGAACAGUUAUUGCCACAUGCACAGCUACAGAUGUUGAUAUUAAGAGUAAAAUCAGCUACCAGCUUGAUCCUGCAAAUACUUAUUUCACCAUUGACAGAGACACAGGAAAGGUGGUUGUUUUCUCUCAAAUGGACAGGGACCAAAAUGGAUUUCAGACAGUUCAGACGUUCUCUGCUAAAGCAUGUGAUGAAGAUCUGAAGUGCGCAUCUAUUCCAGUCAGAACGAACAUUAUUCCAGUUAAUGACAAUGCUCCAUCUUGCAACCCAUUUGUUUAUAGAAUUUCAUAUCCUGAAGUAGUCCUUCGAGGAACAGUGGUAGCAACUUUAAUUUGUACAGACUCAGACAUUCCAAGCAACGCAUUAUCAUAUCUUCCCAUAAGUGGGUUCCUUGGCCCUGGAAAUACUUUUGUCCAAAAAUCUGGUGCAGAUCAUGUUAUACAGGUAGGAGCUAAAGACUUGGAUUAUGAAGAUGUAGCUGUUGCUGCUGUGGGUUUUACAUACACAAUGAUGAUAGCUGUGUCCGAUUCAAGUAUCUCCACUCACACUGCAACUGCCACAGUGAUUGUAGAAGUUACACCUGUAAACGACUUCAGUCCAGUAUUUGAGAAGACUCCCUAUCACUUUGAUGUUUUGGAAACAGAAGCAACAAAACACAAGAUUGGGAGAGUUGUUGCAACAGAUGAUGAUUUUCCGCUGAAUUCCGUGACCUACAAGAUCAUUUCUGGAGACAUGCAAGUCAUGAAGCAGUUCUGGAUUGAUCCAAAGGAAGGAAUUCUAGAGCUGAUAACACAGUUAGAUUAUGAAUCUGUCAAAGAGUAUACUCUCACUGUCGAAGCUGUGGAUAGUGAUCCUAAUCAACCUAAAACUGCAGUCACCCAGGUCAUCAUCAAUAUAAUAGAGGAAAAUGAUGAAAAACCUAUUUGCUUUCCACUUACUUACAAAGCAACUAUUCUUGACAAUAUUGCUGUUGGAACCAAUAUCAAUAGCUUCAGACUGAGCUGUCAAGAUAGAGAUUCCAGUCACAAUGAGACACGGUUUGAGAUUGUAUCAGGAAAUGUGAACCACCAUUUUGGUUUCGACCCUGUCCGUGGACUGAAUACUCCUAAACUGAUAGUAACAGCUCCAUUUGACUUUGAGGGGAAAGUAGACGUUCAGCAUCAAUACCAUCUUGUUGUUCACAUCAUCGAUGAUAAUAUUAAUAAAGUGAAACCAAGGACAGGAACUGUGCUGAUUGACAUUACUGUAGUUGAGACAAGAACAACUGCUCCCACAACGGCAUCCUUCUAUGGAAGAAAAGGACUGACUAUCAUUAAGAGUGCAGUGAAUACCUAUAAUGGAUCAGAUUGGUAUGUUCCCUUUGUAAUCACAUUGCUGGCAAUCCUGUUGGCUAUCCUCUUUGCCCUGGCUCUUUAUCUUAUCUUGACCCGGACUAAAUGCAUACAACGCUGCAGCAAAGCAUGCACUAAAAAGCCAAAACCACCUCCCAAGAAAGUGAAGAUUUAUGUACCAGAACCUAAGAAAGAAAAAGUGGAAGUGCUAACGGAGGUAACUAAAUACGACACUGUUUUCAAUGGGCAAGCGGUCGACCCAGUUUCUGGAAGGUUGUAUGAGUACAACAGUGCAACAGGUGCCAGGAAGUGGAAGGAAGGAAAUAUACCAGAUGUGGAAAACAGGAAUACUGCACCCGAAAUACACAAGCCUGAGAAAUUUCCCUCUCCGAAAUAAAAAGAAGUUAUUACAAAGAAUAGGAAGAGAAGAUCUCAUAAAUAGGUUUAUCCUGAAAAAGGAUCUAGGUUUAUCCUCUUAAUCAAUAUAUGAUUGCUUGUUAAUAGUUUGGGAGACAUUUUACAAGGUGAACAAAGAUAUGCAUUCUGAAUAUUAUUGAGUUAUAUUUUUAAUUAAAAAGUUUGGGUUUUGAGAUUUGAUUACAAUUCCUGAUUUAGCUUUACUUUGCAACCAAUAGGUUAUAUCAAAUGUUAUUGUUUGACUUUCAAAAUAUCAUAAAAGUACAGUUUUGCUGUAAUGUAAAAACCUGCUCUGCAAUUAAACAAAAAAAUAUACUUAACGCGAUUUACAGGGUAACGGAAAUAAUGAUAGUUUCAUGAAUAAAUAAUGAAGCAAUUUUCUUGUCAUUGCUUGAUUUAAUCAAAUUAGUGGGGCAUUUAUGAAGUCUGUAUUAUUGUUCUAUCAAUUUAUUACCAGUGGAACUAUAACAGUACAGAAUUGGUAUAAGUAUGUUGCUUUCUUGGGUGCAUUUGCUAAUAUAGAAGGAGACCAUUCAGGCUAUUAACAUUGUACUGGCUCCCAGCAGUGCAACCUGUCAGUCCCAUUUCCAUCUCCUUGCAACUUAAUCUCUUUCAUACUCAUUAACUCAACCUUGUCUCUUUUGCCACUUAAAUAAUGCAAUGGAUAAUUUAUAUUUACCAAUUAAUCUCCCAGCCCAAAACGGGGAGGAAGCCGGAGUGCAUGAUCCUGAGGGGCUCAUGGAAAGCCAAUGCGUACAGCACCUCAAGCCAUGGCUGAACCAUGCCCAUUAAAAAAGUAAAAGCCAUUCUUGGGUAGCAAACAGUUGCCUUUUUUAUCAGAUGUCAAGUCAGUCUUGCCAAUAGAUCAGAAAAUUGAUUCAGUAUGAUAGCCCUACCUUCACAAUAUCGCACAAACACACAUGACUAAGAAGAAAGAACAAUUACAAGUAGAGGGAGAGCUGAAACUUGUUCUGCUGUUUGCCGGAGUGAAGGUACUGUAUGUAUGUUGAACAUUUGAAUUUAAUAAUAAUACAGGAACUCCAUCAUCUGUAGGAGUGUCCGUAACUUGGAUUUUUGUAACCUGGGGAUGGCCUGUACAACUUCUAUAACUGGAACUGUGAGGUGGCACCGCCGAUGGCUGCACCUCUAUUCCAAUUAAAUAUCCCAAGUCCUCAUAUAUUCUAUUUCAACUUGAUUUCUAGAUGUUCUUUUGUUUGGAGGGAGAGAGCAACAGAAACAUUAGGUAAGGUUUGUCAUUGCCACCCGGUUACUGGAGAACCACAAGCUAAGAGAACUGGAAUGGAAGCUGUGACAUUUCUUUCAGGUUUUUGAUAUCUAAAGUGUGAGGCACAAUAUUUCAAAAUGUGGCAAAAAGCAUGAAAAGAUGCAGGGACAAUAUAUUUGAUGUAUAUCAGUAUUUUUUUCAGCUUCUCAAAAUAACCUUUGUAACAAGCCUAUUCUAAACUUGUUAAUUUACGGAUGUGUACAUGUAAGAUGCUUGUCCUUCAUUAAAAUCUAAUUC
Messenger RNA from Mobula hypostoma (lesser devil ray), 4056 nucleotides. RefSeq names its product cadherin-related family member 3-like. Gene Ontology annotation, cellular component: plasma membrane; adherens junction; catenin complex. The record is from RefSeq and is a predicted model, not a curated record. The coding region runs from base 1 to 2514 and encodes 837 amino acids. The transcript has 19 exons. Gene Ontology annotation, biological process: cell-cell junction assembly; cell-cell adhesion mediated by cadherin; calcium-dependent cell-cell adhesion. Gene Ontology annotation, molecular function: calcium ion binding; cadherin binding. Lineage: Eukaryota; Metazoa; Chordata; Chondrichthyes; Myliobatiformes; Myliobatidae.